Molecule: messenger RNA, 764 nt
Organism: Apis mellifera (honey bee)
Lineage: Eukaryota; Metazoa; Arthropoda; Insecta; Hymenoptera; Apidae
Product: keratin-associated protein 19-2
Exons: 3
Coding region: 192-413 (73 amino acids)
Source: RefSeq, a predicted model, not a curated record
UUGCUAUUAGUGUUAACGGAGGGAAGCCAAUACGAAGGCUGGGAAAAAUUAGUGUGGGGGCUGUGGCGGAAUACGCCGCCUUUGUUAUAAAAGAAACGGAGACCAACGUUGGACAGGCAGUGGUACUCUGUUGACAGAAAAAUUAGUGCAAUUCAUAGAGGAGUUAACUGGCUAGUGUCAGCUGACGGAUAAUGGCUUGCUUGAAACUUUACACGAUCCUGUUGCUGGCUGUCAUCAUUGGCAUCGUUUCUGCGAAACCAGGAUACCUCGGUGGAUACGGUGGAUACGGUGGAUACGGUGGAUACUAUUAUCCUUACAUUUACAGAUAUCCGUUCUAUGGAUACAAUUACGGGCACGGUUAUGGAUACGGCUUCCCUGGGUAUGGUUACGGUCAUGGAUUUUAUCAUUAUUAAUCGAAAAGGCGAUCGUUUGGACUAUACUGCGAUAUACCCAAAGAAGAUAUACUUACAUCUUUCCUAAUUUUAGACUUACUUCGACUCUGCUCUGUCGAAAUCUUCUUUAAGAGAAAAAUUGUAAAAAAAUAUUCAUAUACUUUCACGAUAUUCUCGAAUUUUUUUUUUUUUUUCACUCCAUAUACUCGAACGAUAAUUCUCGAAAUUAUCUCGUCGUGUUAUUAUAUAAUAUCAAAUCGAUGAUGUGUUUUUUUUCUUUUCUUGGAUCGAGAAAAUUUGGAUUAUAUUCGAUUCAAUUUUUAUAUCUUCGUUGAACAGAUGCAAAUCAAUAAAAUUUAGAUUUUAAUGGAA